ACGCUGAUUUAAACUUAAUUUUAAGUGAAGUGACAUUACUAAAACUAAAAUUAACAGGGAACUAUAAAAUAUAUUAAGAAUACAGUAGUACAUUGAUGAAUUAACAUAAAUAUGGAUAGAAAACAUCCAGGAUUAUCUAAUUUUCAAGAAGAUCAACGGGCAAAUUUUCUCGCUCUUAUAUUGUUGGAUGCACUGGAGGAUGGAAAUGACAGCGAUAUAAAGUCCAUACUUGAAAAGAAUAAUGUGGAUCCGAGUUACGUUCCUGUCGACCGCGGCAUAUCGCCACUGCACUAUUCCUGUGGAAUGGAGAAUGCAGAAUUGGCUUUGGACAUUACAAAAAGAUUCCUGGAUGACGGUGCUGAUGCUAAUGUGCGGUCCAACGAAAAUAUGACACCAAUUCACGUAGCAGCGAUAUUUGGGCGUGUGGAUAUUGUCAGUUUACUUCUGAAAUAUGGUGCGGAUCACGAUGUGAUGGACGAUGAACGUAAAACACCGAUGCACUAUGCUAUAGAGGAAUGCCAUUUCGAAGUACUGGAAGUUAUUCGAGAUCACGUCUUUCGGCAUAAGUACGAGCGAAGACUUGAAAAGCAAAACGAAGAGAAUACCCAAAAAAGUGUCCCUCAACGUGAACUUUCUCCACCGCCGAGAAUACGAAGCAGACCAGAUGAAAAAUCAUCAGAUAUUACACCGAUUAACAAAAUGCUUGUGAACGUAGUUGCCAAAGAUGGUGGAAACCACGACACAUCAAAAAAUAUGUACACGCCUAAUCGGGUGCACUAUAAUUAUGACGUGACGUCCCCAUAUUACAUCAAUAUCACCCAUCGCAGACACAGACCUCAGCCUGUCUUUCCAGCUGUUGAAUCCCCGCUCACUUCUCAAACUAAAUUAGCCAUAACGGAAGAUGUACCUUCAGAAGUGCAAGUUAGGGGUUCUGAGGCAGCCCAUCUGAAUGCACUACCUGCUCCGCAAAAGUCCGUUAAUGUUUUUGAACUAACUGAGCAAAACUUGAAAGAUCUUUCGCUGGCCACUUCUAAAUUAGAUCGUUCGUGCAUGUCAAUGGUGGAGGCUUGGCGCAAGAAAGUUGAGUGCUCACGUGCGAGAAAGUCAAUUUUAAGGCAAUACACUAACGUGGAAGAAAUGUUGGAGGAAGUAAUGAAAAAUGAGCAUCUUAACUUUACUAACACGGUCUUGCAAGAAAAAGAAAAGACGGUUUCAGAGGAUGAGCCUGCAAAGCCCCUCACUGAGUCCGUGGGGAAGUUCUUUUCUAAUUCGAAACCCUCAUUGGGUUAUAUAAUGCAAAAAGCGGCGCAGGCCCAUGUCGUAGAUAUGGAUCCUCCAGGCCCUGGCCCAGAGCUAGACAGUAGCUACCACACUGUUCCACCGCUAACUGAAAAUAAUUUAAAUGGAAACGUGAGGAAAACGUUACCAGCGUCCGAUAUACAAAAAUCAGCAAAAAAGGAUUCUGAAGAAAAAUGUACAAAAAAUGCAGCGAAUGAAUAUUUUUUGCAAAUGACUGAGGCAUACGUUCACACUGACGAUGAGAAUGGACUAGUUUUUUACGAAACCAAGCUACUAAGUACCCAAAGUCAGGCAUCCAAUGGGUACGAUCAACAAAAUUUGAACUGUACUGCGUCGACUAAUAUUACAAUCCCUUUGGACUACGAAACAGAUGAGCUGCGCGCUGAGCUGACACAUUUUGGUGACCCACCAGGACCAAUAACAAAGAGUACUAAAAAGCUGUAUAUAAAAAGACUGAUAAAAUACAGAAGAAAUGCGCCAGACCCGCUUGAAAUUGAUGCUAAGAGGAAAAAUAACACAAAUGGAAAUGCAAACUUCUCGGUUGAGCUGCACCGCACCAUUCGCUCUCCAGAACAUUUUUCUGCAAUACCGGAGUACCUCACAUACGAGUCUAAAUCAGCAGAGUACUUUGCUAAUCUUCAGAAUAAACAUAAAAUGAGAGAAGGUCAUCUAAAACAAAGUUUCAUAUAUAUGCUGAUCGAUCCGCGCAUCUCCUGUAAUUUGCCCGGAGAAAGAGUGUACCUUGACGAGCAUAAAGCAUGGGUACGUUUCCUCAAUUCAGUAUUUUAUGUGGGCAAAGGAAAAACUUCACGACCAUAUUCCCAUUUAUAUGAAGCAAUGAAAUUGCAUUCACGAGUUCACAGUCAGCAGAAUUUUUCAGAGCCCAACACAAAAUCUGUGAAAUCCCAACGGAAGAAAACUUCCUCUUUUCAGAAGUACACUCUUUGUGUGGAUAUUUUGCAGUCAAACCACAAUAAGUCGUUGGAAAAUAAAAAACUACGGCGGAUUCUGGAUAUUUGGGGCUGUGGUAAAGGCGUUGUGUGCUUACACGUCUUCCACAAUAUAUUGCCCUGCGAAGCGUAUACACGAGAAGCAGCCAUAAUCGAUGCAUUCGGUCUACAACAUUUAACCAAUUAUAAACGCGGUGAUUACUACGGACCAUCGCAAACCUGGACUAUGAAAGAAAAAAAGUUUUUAGGAAUCUCUUUGCUGUACAAAGCGAUGCAAAUCUAUUUAGCCGAAGGAGAGUCGCAGUUGUCUCCAAGUGAUCUUAUUUAAAUUUGUUAGCUAUUUGCACCGUGUAUACCUAUUUAUAUGUAUAUAAUGAAGAAAUGUGAUAUUUUUGUCUAUCCAAAAUAUAUAUAUU
Messenger RNA from Anastrepha obliqua, 2665 nucleotides. RefSeq lists its product as uncharacterized. Gene Ontology annotation, molecular function: endonuclease activity; protein binding. Lineage: Eukaryota; Metazoa; Arthropoda; Insecta; Diptera; Tephritidae. The transcript has 10 exons. The record is from RefSeq and is a predicted model, not a curated record. Bases 112 to 2577 code for a protein of 821 amino acids.